GGCGAGGCAGCCCGCGCGCUCUCAGCUUUAGUCUGGCCUCGCCCGUUGCUCUCGUCAGGCACGCGGCACUACUGCACCGUCGGCGCCCCCUGCGAGUGUCGGCAUCAGUAGUACUUCAGGAAAGGGACGCAGGUAAUGUCUCAGUAACUCCUCACAAUAUCCUGGCGCAUGCUCGGCCUUGAGGUCAUGCGAUGUAGGAAGAGCAGAACUCGAAAGUGAGUGUCGGGGAGCGGUCGCUCUCAUGGUGAAGUUACGGACGCGACGUGCCGUGCGGGAGCAGUAAGACGGUGUGGUGUGUGUGGUUGGCGUGGCGGGCAGGUGGGCACGCACGGCACUCUGUGGUAUGGUGUAGCCGUUGGGCACGCAGUGAUGCACGUGCGCCACCAUUCUCAUUCUGCUGCUGCCGCCGCCGCUGCCGCUACAGGCGUUACCAGAGUUGUGUGGGUGUGCGGGCGUCACGCUGGAGGGACAGGAAGGCCCAGCGGAGGCCGAGGUCAUGUACCAGGGGCCGCGCCUGCCGGACAUCGCCGAGGCUGAGGAAGAGCCGGCCGAGGACUCCCUGUCGUCGGCUUCCACGGCGUCCUUCUGGAGCCACGAGCGCGAGCUCUACGACCCCUGGUGGCGCUCCACGCCGCCCACCGCCGCGGCUAUCCGCGCCUCCUCCUCUACGCCACCGCUCUAUCGCGGCCUCAUACGCACAGCGCCGCCCACCUCGCCGGUCCGCACACGCCCACGUCGCUCAACCAAACCUUCCACUCGUGGGCGUAGCACGACGCCCCCGGCGCACUCUACAACGCCGCCCCGGAGACGGACUUCCAGAUAUGUCCAUUAUUCUGCCUUGCCAAGAGACGCACGGCCCUCGGUUGCACGAAUAGCAGGGCGUUCCUGGCGUUCUCGUGGCCGCCGGCAACGGCGUGAGAGCGCGGAGGACGUUUUCGAGCCGCGUCCGCAGGAAGCUGUAGCCUGUGGAGCGAGCAGCUGUCGAGCCAGUGCGCCGCAGGUGGAGCGGGAUAAGGUAUUGACAGUGGAAAAGAGUGAUCGUCCGCGUGCAGGUGGCCCUUGCCAGGGGUCACUUGAACAAAAGGUCUAUUCUGGACUCACAAACAUGUUGACUCGGUGUUAA
Penaeus vannamei (Pacific white shrimp) is the source of this 1123-nucleotide messenger RNA. The record is from RefSeq and is a predicted model, not a curated record. Lineage: Eukaryota; Metazoa; Arthropoda; Malacostraca; Decapoda; Penaeidae.